UGGCAGUUUAAAAUUGUCUUUUGUCUUCCUUUCUUUUUUCUGUUCUCCUUCUCCAGGGAGAGAGUGAGCCUUAUCUGGUUAAUUCAUAUCCAGAAUUCGUUACAACCAAUAACAGCUUUAUAGACCCACCAAGACCCUCUUGUUCCUCUCAUUCCAAAGACUCGAGCUUUGGUUUCAGGAAAAGAAUUCAUUGCUCAUUUGUCUGUAUAAUGGCGAGUUGUUCAAGCUUCACUACCAUCUGCUCUCUUAAUUCUCCAGAUAAACCAGGACUCAAUUUGUGGCUAUGGAUGUAUACAUACGCAGGAAUUAUUGGGAUUUCAGUUCCUGGGAGGGUUAUUCAAGUCAACAAAGUUUUCCAAACCUCCAAAGGUUCAAAGUCUCGGUCUUUGGAGGUCAAGGCAACAGAUGGUAACAAAACCGUCAAACCAAGGAGCAUAGUCUGUACUGGCUGUGAGGGCAACGGAGCUGUAGCAUGUUCUCAGUGCAAAGGCUCAGGAGUCAAUUCCGAGGACCACUUCAAUGGUCGGUUUAAAGUUGGCGGAAUGUGCUGGUUAUGCAGGGGUAAAAGGGAGAUGCUCUGUGGAAGCUGCAAUGGAGCUGGCUUUCUUGGGGGGCUCAUGAGCACCAUCGAUGAUUGACAAAGGCGAGUGCUAUCGCCUAUCUGUUGCGGACAACUGUGGAAAUGAGGAGCGUAAAGGGUCGGUUUCUGUAUAAGUACUCACAGUCGCAGAGAUUUAUCUGCUGUGGUAUUAUCGUAUCAAGAACGCAGAUUAGUAAUGUGAAGCAUCGUCAUAUCGUUUCGUACAUUGCUUAGCCAGGUUUCAGUGAGUUGGCACUCCAGCUUGUGGAGAUGCAUAGUUUCUGUAAGUUUUUGAUUCCAGGGAGAACUAAUGCAGGGG
Messenger RNA from Linum tenue, 899 nucleotides. Lineage: Eukaryota; Viridiplantae; Streptophyta; Magnoliopsida; Malpighiales; Linaceae. The record is from the annotation of a GenBank genome assembly.